Colletotrichum scovillei is the source of this 2112-nucleotide messenger RNA. RefSeq lists its product as uncharacterized. The transcript is spliced from 5 exons. Bases 211 to 1839 code for a protein of 542 amino acids. The record is from RefSeq and is a predicted model, not a curated record. Lineage: Eukaryota; Fungi; Ascomycota; Sordariomycetes; Glomerellales; Glomerellaceae.
ACGUAGCUUGCCAUCCCGCCUCCCGUCGACACAACAAAAACCACCUACACCCUUGGCAACCUCUUCCCCGAGCUGAACCUUUCUGUUUCUUCCUCUCUACAUCAACAUCUCUGUGAUUUCCUCAUCUUCUCAGUUCUUUCCGGGCCUCUUUUUUUUCGUGAUACCCCCAUCUCUGGCUCUUCGUUGGAAGACUGAUCGCAAAUCAACAUCAUGCGUUUCCUCCCCGCCGUCCUGACGGCUCUGGCUGCCCAGGGCGCCAUCGCGAGCUCUUGGUUCUCCAAGGCCGCCUACAACAAGUGGCACGAGACGGAGCUUGAGCGCUGGCUGUCUGACCAUGACAUCCCCUACCCUACUCCCGCCGAUCGCAAGGAUCUCGAGAAGUUGAUCGAGAACAACUGGAACGACUACGUUGUCUCCCCCUACAACUCGUGGGAUACCGACCGUCUUCAGAGCUACCUGAAGGCCAAGGGUCUCGAGACCGAGGGCGCCGCCAAGGCCAACAAGGAGUCUCUCGUCGCUCAGGUUCAGGGCUCUUGGUACGAGACGAGCGAUCAGGCUCAGAACGCCUACCUCAGUGUCAAGGACUGGAUCUUGGACAGCUGGACCGACAGCCAGCUCAAGGCCUUUGCCGACAAGCACGGCAUCCCCGUCCCCCAACCCCGCAACCGUGACAGCAUCCUCCAGAAGGCCCGCGCCAACUACGAGACCAUUGCCCAGAAGGCUGGCGAGACCGCCUCCUACCCUGGCAACUGGCUGUAUGAGACCUGGUCCGAGUCUGACUUCAAGGAGUGGCUUGAUACUCAUGGAUUCCCCGCUCCCCAGGUCACCAGCCGUGACAAGCUGAUCGCCUCUGUCCGCCGCAAUUCCCGUCUUGCUUCCCUUAAGGCUCAGGAGCAGGCCGCUAGCGCUUCCGCUUCUGCUCAACAGGCAUAUGCCACUCUCACCGAUAUGGUCAUUGACGCCUGGAGCGAGUCUCAGCUCAAGGAGUUUGCCGACAAGAACGGCAUUCCUGUUCCCCAAGGCACCAAGGCCAAUGAGCUGAGAGCCCUCGUUCGCAAGCACCGUGCUGACUUCCUCAACUCCAACAUUGCUGGCAAGGCCAACAGUGCUUUUGGUGCUGCCACCUCCAACGUCAACCAGGCUGCUGCCAAGGCCACCGAUGCUGCCUCCAACGCUGCUACCGAGGCCUUCAACGAGGCUGUUGGUACUUGGUCUGAGAGCCGUCUCAAGGGUUACCUUGACUCCCGUGGCGUUCCCGUUCCCCAGGGAUCCAAGACUGAUGAGCUCCGUGCCCUUGUUCGCAAGAACCAGCACAAGGCCGCCACUGGCUGGAGCGCCUGGACCUACGAUGAUCUCUCCACCGAGAACCUCCGCAAGUACCUUGCUUCCAGCAGUGAUGCUGCCGUCAAGAAUGUUGCCGACAAGAAGGACGCUACUCGCGAUGAGCUCGUCAACGCUGCUCAGUCUGCUUACAGCUCCGCCUCCUCUGCCGGUGGUACUUCCUACGCCUCCGUCACCAGCUACCUGUCUCAGGCCACCGACGCGGUCAAGUCCAACUUCUUUGACACAUGGAGCGAGAGCGAGCUCAAGAGCUACCUUGACAGCUACGGUGUCAACGUUCCCCAGGGAUCCACCGUCAACGAGCUCCGCGCCUAUGCCCGCAAGCAGUACACGUACUUCAAGUACGGUACCUCGACUCCUUCCGAGACUCUCUUCGCUAAGGUCGCAGAGAACGUCAAGGAUACCUGGAACUGGGUUUCUAACCAGAUCGGUCUUGGUGCUGACGCCGCCCAGAAGAAGGCCGUCGAGUCCAAGGAAAAGGUGAAGCAGGAGCUGUAAAUGCUCCCCACACUUUCUAAUUGAUACACAUCUCGUAUGAGGAUGGUAUUAGUGACUCACAUGAGUUACACUGAUGACGGAUGACAAAAUUUGGGUUUUCGGCUUGCUUUAUCAACGACUUUGCUUUGGGAAGUACCAUGGUUCGGAGGGGAUACCUUCAAGCCCAGGGUAACAAGGGUGAUGAACGCCGCACGUUUAUCGAGUCUUUCCCCUGGGCCAGGACUGUACACUAUUCAUUUAGUAAUGAGCCAUGAAAUUAAGCAUUCAAAGUAC